Messenger RNA from Linum tenue, 1819 nucleotides. The record is from the annotation of a GenBank genome assembly. NCBI's taxonomy places the organism in Eukaryota, Viridiplantae, Streptophyta, Magnoliopsida, Malpighiales, Linaceae.
UACGGAAUUCACCCAUCAGUUCACGGAUCUGUUCCUUCCUAAUCCUUCCCUCCUCCGCCUUACGGCCUUAGCAGCAGUUAGCCUCAUCGUAAUCGUCGUCGUCGUCAUCUCCGCUCUCUAGGCCAUCGCCGUCGUACGUCGCCUAGUCGUCGUACGUGGCGCAGUCAUCGUCGCCGCCGCGCUUAUGCCUUUCCCCCACUCCCGGACAAAACCCAGACCUGCUUCACGCCACCAUUCCGCCCCCAAUUAUUUUAGUCAUCCCAUUAAUUUAAUCCUUCCUUCCAUUUUCUGCAACGAACAGUCAUCGCGGCGUGUGUGUAUAAAUACCAGUAGUUAGGAUCCAGUUGUCCAAGCAAUUUCCUAGCUGUGAUUGUCGAUUGCUGUUGCUGGCGGUGGUUGUCCCUGAGAGAACCCUAACUUUGGUGGUGGCGGAGACUGACGGUGGUAGAAAAUGGCGAAGGUGAACGGUGUGGUGGCUAAUGGCGUUUUCGCUUCUGCUAAGCCUGAGAAGCUCAUUAUUGAUACUGACCCUGGGAUCGAUGACAGCAUGGCAAUUUUAAUGGCUUUUCAAACUCCGGAAGUGGAGAUCUUAGGCUUGACCACAGUAUUUGGUAAUGUUUCCACGGAAGAUGCCACUCGCAAUGCUUUGCUUCUGUGUGAGUUAGCAGGGCGUCCUGAUAUUCCUGUGGCAGAGGGCUCUCCUGAACCUUUAAAGGGAGGGAAGCCUCGUGUUGCUGACUUUGUCCAUGGUUCUGAUGGAUUGGGGAACACAUACUUUUCACCACCAAAUGCAGAAAAAAGUGAGAAGGGUGCUGCUGAAUUUUUGGUUGAUAAGGUUUCUGAGUUCCCUGGGGAAGUAUCUGUACUUGCACUUGGACCAUUGACAAACGUGGCCUUGGCGAUCAAAAGGGACUCCUCAUUUGCUAGCAAAGUGAAAAAGAUUGUAGUUCUUGGAGGAGCCUUCUUUGCUCUGGGAAAUGUGAACCCUGCUGCUGAAGCUAAUAUAUAUGGAGAUCCAGAAGCAGCAGACGUUGUGUUUACAUCCGGGGCAGACAUUGUUAUAGUUGGAAUUAACAUUACAACUCAAGUUAAAUUGACGGAUGCCGACCUGACUGAGUUGAGGCAGUCAAAAGGGAAGUAUGCCGAAUUAAUAUGCAAUAUGUGCAAGUUCUACAGAGAUUGGCAUGUGAAGUCUGAUGGAGUCCAUGGAAUAUUUCUUCAUGAUCCGGUGAGCUUUGUGGCGGUAGUUCGGCCUGAUCUCUUCACCUACCGGAAGGGCGUAGUGAGGGUGGAGACUCAGGGCAUCUGCGUUGGCCACACCCUAAUGGACCAAGGCCUCAAAAGGUGGAAUACAAGCAACCCAUGGACCGGAUACUCGCCGGUGGCAGUUGCGUGGACGGUGAACGUGGAGGGAAUCCUUGCUUAUAUUAAGAAGCAGCUGACGAAACCAUGAAUUGACAACGUACAUUAGCUUGGAUGGCUUGUGUAAAGAUCAUUUACCAGUACUGAAGUCUGAGUAUGGAUGGUCAGACUAUGAUCAAUAGGUUCCCAAGGAACUUGAAUGGAUGUGUAAAAGACACGUCGUCGGUCUUGGAUUAAUGUUGUUCAUAUGCAUGAAAUCCACUGUUUCAGCAUCUGCAUAACAAUGGCAAAGGAAAGACUAGAAUUGAUCGGCCAUGGGCCAAUCUGCAGUAAGUAAUGACUUUGCGCAGAGUUUUUUGUUGUUGUUAGAAUGCUAAUACGAUAAGGUUGAACAAACCCAUCUAAAAUCAAAUACAACUUUAUGAGAGAGGUCCGCUCAGAUAAUCAAAGAUGAUAG